Molecule: messenger RNA, 3054 nt
Organism: Nakaseomyces glabratus
Lineage: Eukaryota; Fungi; Ascomycota; Saccharomycetes; Saccharomycetales; Saccharomycetaceae
Gene: ORC1
Product: origin recognition complex subunit 1
Biological process (GO): mitotic DNA replication checkpoint signaling; DNA replication initiation
Cellular component (GO): nuclear origin of replication recognition complex
Molecular function (GO): DNA replication origin binding; ATP hydrolysis activity; ATP binding
Source: RefSeq, a predicted model, not a curated record
AUGGCUAGGAACCAGAAAGAGCUGAACGGGUGGCAGAUACUAGUUCUGGAUGAAAAAGAUGAGUUGAUUGACUAUUUUGAGCAGAAGAGACCGAGACGUCGCAGAGGCGCUGUUGAGAGACUUGGAAAAGACCAGAUAUUUCUGAAGCAAGGCGACGAAGGUAUGCUUCUAUCUGUUGGUGAUACGAUUGUGGUUAAGGAAGACAUCAAGAGCAAUGGUAUUUAUCUUAUACAAGAUCUUCGAUUGAAUACGCCAGGAAACCUUAUAGAGAUAUGGGCAUUUGUGCUGCUUGGCCGUGAUGAGAUAGACGCUAGGUCUUAUUUACAAGAGAUACUCCCAGAAUUUGUCAAGGAUAAUGGUGACGAAGAUAGUAUAACAGAAAAAUAUAAGAACUUAGUUCAUGACAAGGAGUUAUUCUUCACUGCGACACUUAUUGAAAUCAAAUUAGAGCAGAUCAUCGAUAAAGCGAAAGUAUUAAAUCAGACGGAAUGGAAUUUAUUGUCUACAACAGACAAGGGUUACGAGACUACUUAUUUCUUGCGCUAUGCAUGCGAACCUUCGUCUUCCAAUUUUGUAGCUAUAGAUAUUGACAAAGAGUCUAAGAAUAUUCACGAGUGGAUGCCAAAGAAAAGCUUAGAAUACUACAAGCGGCUUACCGAACCAUUAGAAGUAAGAAACAAAAAGAGCCCUCAAAAGAGAGAAGUAGUUAAUCUAUCGGAAAGUAAUGGUAUUGACACCGUUGAAGAAAAAUCGAUAAAAAUGUCUGGUAAUGUUGUUGAUAACUCUGACAAUAAGCCACAGAGUCCCAUAAAAAGAAGGCCCGGAAGACCCAGGAAAAAUGAGGUCAAUCAGAAACAACCAGAAAAAAUUGUAGAGACGUCUACUGCCAAUGUGCAAAAUCAUGACACCAAGGUGGACAAUAUUGAUAUAGUGUCAUCUACCAUACCUCAGAAGAGGAAAAGAGGGAGGCCGAAGAAAUCGACAACUUUGAUUAUUAAUUCAAAUGUGGUAGAAAGUACAGCUCCAACCAAGAGGUCAACGAGAACAAAAAAAGCGCGCAAAAUAUACACGGAGGAUAGUUUUGAUGAAGAUCCAUUGGACAGCGACGAUAACUCAGGGACUGAUUAUUUUACAGAUGCAGAUGAUGGCGAGUAUAAAGAAGAAGAGAAGAUAUCUGAAAAAAUAGAGCAAGAUGAAGAGGAGUUGGAAGUUGAAGAAGACGAAGCUCAAAUCUCUGAUGAAGCCGAGCUUUUGGAAGAUGACUAUCUUUCUGAUAAUGACACAGCUAAGAUAGCUCUUAAUAAAUUAAAAAAGACCGAAAAUAGACCAUCUAAGAUGGUGCAAAAGUCAUACCAGCUUGAAGAUUCUUCCAGAAGAAAGGCUCAGAGCAAAGGCUAUUCAAGUCAACCAUAUACCACUGGCUCAAUUAGGAAAUUUACAAAAAAAAAUGUUGUCAGAGCCAAGAAAGGGUAUACUCCUUUUUCCAAACGUUAUAAGUCUAUUGAUGAUAUUCCAGAUUUAAUGAAAAUGGCUGACUUUAACCAAGAAUCAACAUUGAACUACUUUGCUAAACUUGGAAAUCGCCUAAGUACAGGAAACGAUAGUCUUGAGGUAGAAACCAUAUUUUCAAAAAUCAAAAAGCAAUUAACAUCGUCACAAAAUAAGGACGCAAUUGUGAAAUCUGGUAAUAUAUCAGAUCAUCUUCCAGCCAGAGAAAAUGAGUUUGCUUCAAUAUAUUUGAGUGUUUACAGUGCCAUAGAGUCAGGGUCAGCUACAACUGUGUAUAUUGCUGGUACACCAGGUGUCGGUAAAACACUGACAGUAAGAGAAGUCAUUAGCGACCUACAAGCUGCCUCAUUACAGGGUGAACUGCCGAAAUUUCAAUACGUUGAAAUUAACGGGUUAAAGAUGGUGAAACCGACUGAUAGUUACGAAUUUUUUUGGAAUAAAAUAUCGGGAGAGGAAUUGACCUGGGCUGCUGCGAUGGAGUCAUUAGAAUUUUAUUUCAACAAAGUCCCAAAAAACAAGAAAAGGCCAAUCGUAGUCUUAUUAGAUGAGCUUGAUGCAUUGGUGACUAAAUCACAGGACGUUAUGUACAACUUUUUUAAUUGGUCCACUUACGAAAAUGCAAAAUUAGUUGUCAUCAGUGUUGCGAACACUAUGGAUCUACCUGAAAAGCAACUUGGUAACAAAGUUUCAUCCAGAAUAGGUUUUACAAGAAUCAUGUUCACUGGUUACUCUCAUGAGGAACUUAAGACGAUCAUAAAAUUCCGUCUUCGCGGUUUGAACAACUCGUCCUUUUAUGUGGAUCCCAAAACUGGUAAUGCUAAACUGGCCGAGGCUACAAGUAACGAAAAUGUUCCGGAGGGUAUGUUGAAGGUCAGACUAAAGAUGACAGACGAUGCUAUCGAAAUUGCCUCCAGGAAAGUUGCAAGUGUCAGUGGUGAUGCAAGAAGAGCACUAAAAGUUUGUAAAAGGGCCGCCGAAAUUGCUGAAAAACAUUAUAUGGCUAAGCAUGGCUAUAAUUACGAUGGUAAAGCAAUUAUUGAAGACGAAGAGGUCAGAGAAGAACUCGAAGCUGGGAAUAUUCCUCAAAUCGAGGAAGAUAAUGAUGGUGAAGUUCAAAUAGUUAAUAUUAAUCACAUUAUGAAAGCUUUGAAUGAGACUAUUAAUUCCCAUGCCAUCACUUACGUAAGUCGGCUUGCUUUUGCAGCGAAGCUUUUCAUUUAUGCAAUAUUAAAUUUGAUGAAGAAAACUAAUACACUGGACCAAACUCUGGGCAAUGUCAUUGAUGAGGUAAAAUUAUUAAUGGAUAAAAAUAGCGGUAACAAGAACUUGCAUGACAUUCAAAAAGCUCUAUAUUCUAGUGAUCAUGAUGGUAACAUGGAACUGAGAAUCCGUGCAUGGGACUUCAACAUAAACCAGCUCAUUGAAGCAGGUAUCUUAUCAAGACAAUCAAUGAGAAAUGAGAGAACUACAACUGUAAGAGUAAAUUUAGCGGUGGAAGAGCUUCGUGAAGCAAUCGAAAAGGACGAUGUGAUCAAAGCGUUGUAA